This is a messenger RNA of Spodoptera littoralis (African cotton leafworm), 1035 nucleotides long. NCBI's taxonomy places the organism in Eukaryota, Metazoa, Arthropoda, Insecta, Lepidoptera, Noctuidae. The record is from the annotation of a GenBank genome assembly.
AUGAGUGAACAAAAUGGUGGUUCGAAUUUUCCUUACGAAAAAGAAGAAUUGAAGCCUGAAGUGAAGGCGGAACUUGCUAAAUAUUAUGCAUCGGAGCCAGAUUUUGUGACUGUCGGACCAAAGAAGUACAUAUUCCUUCGUCCUUACUUGGAAGAUGUGGAGAAUGUGUACCAUAUGCCGCUGCGGCCCAGUGAUGUCUUCGUGGUUACAUACCAACGAUCAGGUACCACGUGGACCCAAGAGUUAGUGUGGCUGCUAGCUAAUGACUUGGACUACGAAACUGCUGCCAAGAUACCAAUUACCGAGAGAUAUCCUUUCCUGGAAUUAUUCAUGUUCUUCAACAAGGAAUGGCAGCAGGAUUUACUCGAAAGAUAUGAGGACAAAGACAAGGCUCUAGACUUGAUAGAGAAAAUAGCUAAACCCGUGUCAGAGAGACUACGACUUGCUCCAUCCCCUCGCUUCAUCAAGUCUCAUCUUCCAAUGUGUCUUUUGCCUCCAAAAAUCCUGGAUACUGCGAAGGUGGUGUACGUGGCUCGAGACCCCAGAGACGUAGCUGUGUCCUGCUAUCACCACUCCAAGUUGUUCAAAGUGUUAGACUUCCCAAGCCCGUUCAAAGAUUUUUGGAACCUGUUUAUAAGAAAUCUGUUCACCGAGACACCAUUUUUCGAGCACGUGAAAGAGGCAUGGGAGAUGAAAGAUCACCCGAACAUGCUGUUCUUAUUCUAUGAGGAACUAAUUAAGGAUUUGCCAGCUGCCAUUCGUCGCGUGGCAGACUUUUUAGGGAAAGAGGUGACACCUGAACAGAUGGCCCGCCUAUGUGACCACCUCAGCUUCGAAAACUUUAAGAAAAACGAAUCUGUUAACUAUGAAGAAUUAAGAGAAUAUGGUGUCCUUUCUUCCGAGGAAAAGUUUAUGAGGAAAGGUAAAGCGGGAGGCUGGCGUUCCUACUUCGACGAGGAGAUGACACAACAAGCUGAGAAAUGGAUCGAGGACAACCUGAAGGACACAGACCUGCGCUUCCCUACUGUUAAUUAA